Silurus meridionalis is the source of this 3538-nucleotide messenger RNA. It is a transcript of the gene mmp11b, whose product is annotated as matrix metallopeptidase 11b. Gene Ontology annotation, molecular function: zinc ion binding; metalloendopeptidase activity. The transcript has 8 exons. The record is from RefSeq and is a predicted model, not a curated record. Gene Ontology annotation, cellular component: extracellular matrix. Lineage: Eukaryota; Metazoa; Chordata; Actinopteri; Siluriformes; Siluridae. Gene Ontology annotation, biological process: extracellular matrix organization; proteolysis; collagen catabolic process. Bases 497 to 1954 code for a protein of 485 amino acids.
CUCUCGCGCGCGCCCUCGCGCCCAGGCGCACGCACCAGCACACGCACACGCAGGACGGACCAAUCUCGAGUCACGUGAGCGCUUAUGAACUUGUCCCUCCAGCCUGAAAAAAGGAAGAAAAAAAAAAAAGCAGGGAUGCAAUUUGGAGAAAAGGGGAACAAAGAAAUCGGGGGUAUAAAACCUCUGGAGCAGCGCCAUUCUCGUGCACUGCACCGGCUGAGCAGAGCGCGCUCGAGCUGUCUAGACUUAGCUCUCUCUUUCGCUCUAUCCUCUAUCUUUCUUUUCUCCUUUCUUUCUUCACGAACUUUUCUAUCAAUCUCUGUCUCUCUCUCUUCUAUUAAGUGUGCAAAAGAGAGUGCGAGUUCCUGGUCCGGUUCGAAUCCAGGCGCGCGGCGCAGGUGCCUUUCUGGUACGAGUUGCGCGCGUGCCUUUUCUUUUUUUCUCUCUCUCUUCUUUUUCCUUAAAAAAAAAAUAAUAAAUAAAUAAAUCGACCACGAUGACCACGCUGUUGCUGCUGCUGUCCUGCGCGCUGUGCGUUCUUUCGCUUCCGCUGGGGGACGACAGGAACAACCGAGACUCGGCGGCUUGGCCAGAGAAGAUUCAUCAUUAUGCACUGAAAAAGAGUGGAAGACAUGCUCAAAACACUCUAAAAGAAGACUUCGAGCUUAGGAGGCGGCCACAUUACCCCACUGCCCCCAAGAACGGCGCCGAAGUCUCGAACAGGCCCCGGUGUGGAGUCCCAGACUUUCCUUCCAAGCAAAACAGCGUAUAUAAUUCGUUACAGAGACGGGGCCCAUACCGCAGACUGCAAAGAGGCAAGCGCUACGUCACGACGAAGGGAUGGAACAAGAAAAACUUCACGUACAAGAUUUUAACGGGGCCACCACAGAUGGAUUUGCAGAAAGUGAAAGAGGUGAUUAGGGAUGCGCUACACGUCUGGAGUCGGGUCACUCAUCUCACCUUCACCGAGGUCUCUGGAGGCAAGACUGACAUCACCAUUGACUUCGUAAGGUAUGAACAUGGAGACAAAAUGCCUUUCGAUGGUCUAGGAGGAGUCUUGGCUCAUGCCUUCUUUCCAGGAACUUACCGGCAGGGGGACGUGCACUUUGACUAUGACGAGUAUUGGACAUUAGGAAACGGCAUGGGCACAGACUUGCUGCAGGUUGCUGUUCAUGAGUUCGGCCACACUCUUGGGCUACAGCAUUCCCGCACUUCUGGCUCAGUGAUGUCUCCAUACUAUAGCUUCUCCUAUCCACCACGGCUCAACAAGGAUGAUGAGAAGGGUAUCCAGUUCCUGUAUGGCAUCAAGAUUAUACCACAGAGGGCGCCAGAGUUAGAAACCAAUGACAUCAUGCUAGUACCCAACGCUUGUGACACAGACUUUGAUGCUGUGUCGACGAUCCGCGGCGAGUUGUUCUUCUUCAAAUCAGGCUACGUGUGGCGCAUCCGUGAUGGUAGACUGCAGGACGGGUAUCCGGCUCUAGCCUCCAGACACUGGCAUGGGAUUCCUUAUAAUAUAGAUGCCGCAUAUGAGGACACGUCUGGAAACAUCUGGUUUUUCAAAGGACAGAAUUACUGGGUGUACGAUGCUGAAAAGAAGAUCAGCGGGCCAGACUCAGUUCAAACGCUGGGACUUCCAGUCAUUGACAUCCAGGCAGCAUUGAUGUGGGGCAAAGACAAGGCUAAGAGGGUGUACUUCUUCAAGGGAGAAAACUACUGGCGUUUUAACCCACUGGAGAACUGGGUGGAUAUGAGCUAUGCUCGCACCAUGGUGGACUGGAGCGGAAUCCCGAAUGACAUUGAUGCUGCUUUCCAGGAUCACUACGGCUUUGCCCACUUCCUGAAAGGCAAAAAGUACUGGAAGUUUGACCCAGUUAGAGUUAUAGCACUUGAAGGAUACCCCCGCUACAUCGGCAUGGACUUCUUCAACUGCCCCGCCUACAACUAUCAAUAAAUCUCCACCAGGAACGGAGAUUGAAGAUGUUUAAACAAAGACUAAAUGCCUUGACUUACUACUUUUAAUUGUUCCAAGUGACCUGGGUGACAUAAAGAUAUACAUUAUAUGAUCUCAGUCACCCACAUUUCACCCUCAGGCAGAUUGUGUGCUACAAGGGUUCGACCUUAUUUCAGGUACAAUAAUCCAUAUAUCCUCAUAUGACCACCAGUCAGGUUGGAUCAAGCCAGCUAAUGACUCACGAAUUUCUGGAGGAGUUCCAGCCACACACAACCUUGACACUUCUCAGGAAAAGCACGUCCACCAUGCAAUUCCGUGUUCUUCCUUUUCUGCUGACUUAUGCAGGAUAUGAGUAUUUAUUUUCUGUAUAUUUUGCCAUCAUCAUCAUCAUCAGUAUUUUAGUUACUGAGAACGCAACAUCCACUUUCUGUGAAGUGCCAAAAUGUGUUUUUUAUUUUGCUUAUUAUUACAUUUUAUACAUUAAGGUGCUAAAGUCAUACACAAGGAAGGCUUUCUGUACCUCAGAUGUUCAUCUAAAGAAAUAGAACAGCUCAGGUGUGCCAUUGAGGACAGAGCUAGGAGAAAGAGAAGUGUGAAAGCAGUGUCAUUUUUUUAAAGAAAUAACGGCCUGCUAGUUCAGACGCAUAAAACGCCAAAAUACAAAGAUGGAAAACGUUCCUGGGAAAACAGUAUGUUCAAAUGAAACGAAAACGAAACGAUGUGCAGAAUUGAAUUAGCGAACUACAACUACCACAAGAUUUGUGAUACUCCAGUACAAACACAGUGUAAAUACCACAGCAAUGUGCUAAUUAUAAUUGCCAAUAAAUGUUCUAUUAAUUGAAGAAUGAUGACAUUUUAUCCAUUUAGAGUUACACUAUGCAAAAAAAUUCCCCUCAUGGUACAAACCGCUCGUAAAUCUGCCACAAUUUUUACUGUCAUCUUGAAGUUAAAAACAAAACCCACACAAAUUCUCAUGUUACCAAUAAAGUGGACCAGCUGAAGACGUUUCUGUGGCAGAAAACAUGCCGACAGUUACAAAGCACUGACGACAAAAUGGCACCAUGUCAACAAAUAAAUGUUUCUUUUUCGCCUUUAUAUAUAUUAUAUGGAAAAUCCACCAUACACGUAUCUCUGAAUUGGCUGUCAUGAUAGGACCAAGAACUGUGAAAUCAAUGAAUGAAUGCCAGCCAAUCAGGAACAAGUAUUUUCCAAGGUCAUGAUUAGGAAGCCUUAUUUCACGUUCCGUCCUGAUUCGAUCGCUCCUGAAUAUUGUAGCAGAGUCCAGUGCAGGUCACUGAUGCUGCAGUGUUGGUCAACGUUGCCUUGUUUUAAAUGGUUACAGGGCUUUUUUUUUUAUGGUACACAGCUCAGGAAGUGAUCUCUGCUCUAACACAGAAGCAAAAAAGCACUGGUUAUGUGUUAGGGAGUUUAAUAAAAGGAACAGCACUGUAUCUCUCUUUAAUAUAAUCUAUCAUGUAAUCUAUGAUGUCAUCGACAUAUGUAUUCCUAUGUACUGUGUAAAUACUUCUGUACAAAGAUUUGUAGUAUAUUUUUGCUCCAAUAAACGUUUCUCGAAUUAUUCGA